GCGUCAGGUCAGAGGUGGAAGGUCAAAGGGCACGGGUGCCGCAAACAUGGCCCGGCUGCCUACACGGCGCGCUCUGCUCGCGGCUGUCCUCGGCGUCUCCUGGCAGCAGCGACUUCUCGGUCACCAUGGUGUCGCGGCUGCAUGGAGACGCCGGUGUUUCAGUGCCGGAAGCAAAGCAGAAGACAGCAGUCGGGUUACUCCAAUGCUAAAGCAUCUCAUGUUCAAAAUAAAGUCAACCGGCCCUAUUACAGUCGCUGAAUAUAUGCGGGAAGUCCUAACUAAUCCUGUGAAGGGUUACUAUAUACACCAUGACAUGCUGGGAGAAAGAGGGGAUUUUGUUACUUCACCUGAAAUAAGUCAAAUCUUUGGGGAGUUAAUAGGAAUAUGGUAUGUUAGUGAAUGGAUGGCCACUGGCAAACCUAAAACUCUCCAACUGGUGGAACUAGGCCCAGGUAGGGGCACUCUUACAGAUGAUAUUUUGCGGGUCUUUAACCAGCUUGGCUCUUUACUCAAUAAAUGUGACAUUUCUAUUCAUCUGGUAGAGGUGAGCCCCAAACUAAGUGAGAUCCAAGCGUUGACGCUGACAGGAGGGAAGAUACAACCAGAGCUUGAUGUUACUUCCCCUGUCUACAUGAAAGGCAUUAGCAAGGCUGGAAUUCCAAUCUUCUGGUACCGAGAGCUGCAAGAUGUACCACAAGGUACCAGCUUUUAUUUAGCACAUGAAUUUUUUGAUGCCUUGCCAAUACAUAAAUUUCAGAGAACAGAGAGAGGAUGGCGUGAAGUGUUGAUUGAUAUAGAUCCAGAAGCUCCUGACCAACUGCGGUUUGUUCUGGCACCAUCUGCCACACCUGCUACAGAAAACUUCAUACAGAGUAAAGAAGUAAGAGAUCACGUGGAAGUAUGUCCUGAUGCUGGCAUCCUCAUUCAGAGACUUGCCUGUCGUAUUCAAGAGGAUGGGGGAGCUGCACUGAUUGCUGAUUAUGGUCACAAUGGAAAUAAGACUGACACUUUCAGGAGUUUCCGCAGUCAUGAACUUCAUGAUGCAUUAAUAGCUCCAGGUACAGCAGACCUGACAGCAGAUGUUGACUUCAGCUAUCUCCGAAUCAUGACACAGGGAAGAGUAGCCACCUUGGGACCGCUAAAGCAACAUGAAUUCUUAAAGAAUAUGGGCAUUGAUGUCCGGCUGCAGGUGCUAUUGCAAAAUUCAAGUGACAAAGCAAUGCACAAACACUUGCUUCAAGGCUAUGAUAUGUUAAUGAAUCCUAAGAAAAUGGGGGACCGCUUUCAUUUUUUUGCCCUGCUGCCUCAUCAGAGAUUUGCACAUUCUGAUCAGAAAGUGGAUCUACGACACUCAAAAGCUCUUUCCGCAACUGUUGCUGGAUUUGGUGAACUUGUCUGGAAGUAAAGCCAAAGAUUAGACACUGUAUUAUUGAUGGGAGCCUGCCAGCAGCUAUUAAAGUCACAGUAAAGGAAAUGAAGUCUAUGCAUUUGAUAGUUUUACAUAUUCAAGAAAAUAAACUUUUCUUGUAAUGGAUCACUUGUCUGUAUGCAACCAGGAUAUGCACCGUCUUUGUGCUGAUGUACAAGCAUAGGAAAUGUACCAUUGUUCUGGCCUGCUGCUUCCCCAGACCGCUUCUUUGUGCCUCCAUCUUAGGUACAUACCUGUGGUUUCCUUGGAACCUGAGGCAGCAUUGAAGGCUGAAAGAUUUCUCCCCAGAUUCUCAGUAAUUUCCUUGGUUACACCCCUCCUAACUUCAGCCCUCCAUUACACCUCAAACAGGCUGCAGUGAUGCCCACAACAGAUAAAUCUAUAUAAUUAACUGGGCUACUGUAAUUGACUAGAAUGACAUGUGUAUAA
This is a messenger RNA of Mauremys reevesii (Reeves's turtle), 1858 nucleotides long. It is a transcript of the gene NDUFAF7, whose product is annotated as NADH:ubiquinone oxidoreductase complex assembly factor 7. The record is from RefSeq and is a predicted model, not a curated record. Bases 47 to 1405 code for a protein of 452 amino acids. Gene Ontology annotation, biological process: mitochondrial respiratory chain complex I assembly. Gene Ontology annotation, molecular function: protein-arginine omega-N symmetric methyltransferase activity. Gene Ontology annotation, cellular component: mitochondrion. The transcript has 10 exons. NCBI's taxonomy places the organism in Eukaryota, Metazoa, Chordata, Testudines, Geoemydidae.